Molecule: messenger RNA, 331 nt
Organism: Labrus bergylta (ballan wrasse)
Lineage: Eukaryota; Metazoa; Chordata; Actinopteri; Labriformes; Labridae
Source: RefSeq, a predicted model, not a curated record
UAACGAGCAGACAUGGAAGCAACAACAAGCAGCAGCGACAGUAAACCAGAGGAACAGCAGCCGACAGACGAGGGGGCGGACGGGGACGGGGACGGGGACAGGUCCAUGUCGAGGUCUGACAGUGGGAGCGGAGACGACUCCCUGGAUGGGAUCACAAACCGUGUCCCGCGGUGCCCUUUGACUCCGUCUCUAUCACCACAAACACGGACCACGAGCCGGUCUAAGACCGAGCCCCCUCUGCUGAGGACCAACAAACGGACCAUCUACACAGCCGGCAGACCACCGUGGUACAACGUCACCGGGACCACCUUCAAAGAGGCGUUUGUCAUCG